This is a messenger RNA of Cataglyphis hispanica, 2710 nucleotides long. RefSeq names its product mediator of RNA polymerase II transcription subunit 27 (gene MED27). The record is from RefSeq and is a predicted model, not a curated record. Lineage: Eukaryota; Metazoa; Arthropoda; Insecta; Hymenoptera; Formicidae. Gene Ontology annotation, cellular component: mediator complex. Gene Ontology annotation, molecular function: transcription coactivator activity. The coding region runs from base 236 to 1117 and encodes 293 amino acids. Gene Ontology annotation, biological process: regulation of transcription by RNA polymerase II. The transcript has 6 exons.
AGUAUGUAUGAAGUGUUAUGAUCUUUCCCGUCAAGAUCAGGAAAGAGGGAUGUGCAAUGUUCAUCGUCUUUAGUCGAUGAUUGUGUAUAAAAAAAGGUUAACAAUUAAUAAAAUGUUAUGAAUCAUUAUAUCGCAUCUGAAUAGAGAUUAUUUUCUAUGGAGCGUGUUUGAUAUGAAAUAAGAAAUUAAAAUAAAAAAUUGGAGGCAAUUGUCUACUAAAACAGUGGGUGUAAAAAUGGAGCAGCUGCAGACAGCGCUAACAGCUAUCAAAGUACUUCGUUCGAAUGUUGGACAAGUGUUUGAUUCCCUUGGAAAUGGUUUACGGGCAGAGCAUGGAGAUGAAAAUAAAGAAUCUAAGUAUUUAUUAGAGUUACAGGAAUUAUUGACUACUGUGAAUCAUAAUUUGAGGGAUGUAGAACAGGUGAUAAGUAGUUUAAAUCCGCCACCAGGUCCAUUUAAUUUAGCUAGCACAACAUAUCUUAGUCAGGAAACAACACAAGAAAGACAAGCGCUUUAUAGUACACUUGUCAAUUGUUAUAAAUGGACAGAUAAGAUUCACGAAUAUAGUAACGUUGCUUAUACAUUGCUCAAUCAAAAUUCGUUAAAGAGAUCUUAUAUGGUUGCAAGUAGAACCAAGAAAGCGAGACCGUUCUACACCAGUAGUCAUAAUGUAUCUCAAGCGCAAGUCGAUUCUAUGCUAUCAACAGUUGAACGGCAGUUUAGUGACAUGACAGUGUCUGUAUCCCGUCCAUUCGCAUCGAAUGCAGUAUUACAUGUUACACUGGGACAUGUCCUAAAGGCGUUGAUAGCGUUUAAAGGAUUGAUGAUAGAGCGGGUCGUAAUCAAGGGUUAUGGUGAAACAAUGGAUUUGUGGACAGAAUCUAGGCAUAAAGUUUUCCGCAAAGUAACGGAGAACGCGCACGCGGCAAUGUUGCACUUCCAUUCGCUCGCAUUACCCGAAUUAGCAGUGCGCUCAUUUAUGACAUGGUUACAUGGUCUAAACAAUUUAUUUAGCGAACCUUGCAAACGUUGUGGCUUGCAUUUGCACAGUGCAUUACCUCCAACUUGGAGAGACUUUCGGACUUUGGAGCCUUAUCAUCAGGAAUGCAAGCCAUAAGACACAAACUCAGUGUCUUGCAUUUCAAUUGAAUAAAUAUGAAUCUUUGCAAGUACUUUAUUAAUAAUAUACAAUAAUGAAAUAUAAUAAUAUUUAAUCUAUAUUUAGUCUAUAUUUUUUGUCCAAAAACAUUCAUCGAUCAGAAUAUUAUAUAUGCCAAUCUGAUAUGAAAAUUUUUAAUAAGUAAUAAUAAAAAAAUUCCUAUUUAUUUCAAUAUAUGUCGCACGUUUUUGCUGAUUAAUUUUACGAUAGUACAAUAACGCGCGCUCUCUAUCGCGUUCUUCAUUGUUAGGAUGAUGACAAGGUAAAAUAAAACAUUUUCACAGAGAGAAUGUAAGGGCUUUUAUAAAAAGAAUUCAGUUACAUAAUACUUAACAAAUGUAAAUCGCACAGAACAUAUUUACGUUCCGUGAGAGAAAAAUUGCAAAGCAUUAGACAACAUUAAUCGGAAACAACAUACGUCAUAUUACGCGGGCACUCUGUCGAUCGCGCUCACAAUGGGAAGCUGAUCAAAUAUACGAUUAAAUUUCGUCAGAUUUAUUGAUAGUGACGAUAUUUGAAAUCUCGAUUUCGAACUUAUAAUUACAGAUAAAAAUAGAUGCCCUUUUUCAUGUUGUAGAAGCGACGUCGAAGGGGAAAAAGUAUACAUUAUAUACCAAUCGAAUGAUUAUUGUUUAGCAAAGGAAACUUAUGUGUGAUAAUUUUUAGAAUAGUAAUGUAUAAAUGAAUGGGCGCGUAAAUAUUUUCCUUGAAAUAAAUCUGCGACAAGUAUGUAUGUAUGUGAGUGUAUUUUUUUUUCUUUCUCGUUACCUAUGUUCUACGUAUGUAUACCACUCUUAGUAUCGUUAUAUGCUAUUUAGUUUUACAUAAUACUAAUUAAUAUCAUAUGUAAAUAUAAUUACGUUAUUAUAUAAUAUACUUUUCACAUAACUGUACACAUUCACAUCUUGGAAUAUUGGCGCUCUCCUAAGGGGCGCAAGUCGUUUGAGUGGCAGUGAACUUAUUUUACAAAUCGUUAUUGUAAUCACUUAUACUUUGCUGGACUGUUCAAAAAUUUCUCUUGCUUUUUUUCUCUUUUCUCUUUUAUUUCCCACUUUAAGGCUCUAUAAACGUUGUAGUAUUCAAUGAGUUUAAUAUUGUGUCAUUGACUCGAAACCAUUGAUGCGAUCAUUGCUUAUCUUUUUAUCAAAGUCGUGAUGAGUGCGAAAUACAUUAUUAGAUCUUCGCGUUUAAAGUAGCCAUUGUUUUUUAAUAAUAUAUAUGUAUAUAUGUAUAUAUAUGUAUACGCGCGCGCGUUAUUACAAUUUUUUUAGAAACGAAUUAUUCUCGUUAUAGUAUUAUAUGUACGUGGGUCUCAAUUACAGAUAAGUGUAAUCCUUUGCGCAUGUAAGGAUUAAGAAAGGCCUUUCGUACUGAUGCGCUCUCUCUCUCUCUCUUUUUCUCUCUCGAGACGCAUAAUUGCACGGAGACAGAAAAGCCUUUCGUAACUCGCUUACGGAUCUCGCGUUGAUUUUUUUUUUUUUUAAUUACGUUACGGCAUACUGCAUUUUCUCGAGGAUAUAGAAAUUACCGCGCGUGUGAUGAUGAUAACGU